AUGCUUUUAGAUACAUGGAAUCUCCCAACACCCUCGCGUCAGACGGUAGGCUUGCUCGCCGGGACAGCUGUGGCUGCUGCCGCCCUGGUCGGAGGCGCGGUCCUGUUCCGCCGCAGGCCUGCGCCCCGGCCCUGCACAGUCCUUCCACCCCCAGCCCCCAGCCCUGCGAGUCCCAGAGCAUCUUUGAACAGUCGUGCAGAUCUUGACGACCUCAGAGCCGGGGCCAUCGACCCUGGCUCUGUGGAGGAGGCGCGCCUGGCUGGCUGCGGGCUGACCGCCAAUGACCUGGCCACCCUCCGGCCCCUGCACUCCCUCCGCUUCCUGGACCUGGGCGACAACGGCCUGGAGUACAUCGCCUCCGGCUUCCUGCCCGGCUUCCCCGGCCUGGAGGUCCUGAACCUGGCGGGCAACUGCCUGCAUGAGCUGCCGGAGGACGUCGGCGACCUGCCCCGACUCCGGCGCCUGGGUCUCAAGGGCAACCGCCUGACCUGCCUGCCCCCCUCCAUCGGCCGCCUGCGCGCCCUGGUGGAGCUGUUCCUGACCGACAACGCGCUGACGGCCCUGCCGCCCUCCAUCGGCGGGCUGGAGUCCCUGGUGAAGCUGCAGGCCUCCUUCAACGAGCUGACCACCUUGCCCCCGGAGCUCGCGCGCCUGACCAGGCUGGAGCUCCUCCGCGUCGCCUGCUGCAGGCUCACGCACCUGCCCCCCGCCCUGGCCAGCCUGCCUUCCCUCAGCUGGCUCUCCCUCGCCGGCAACCCACUGGCCCCUGAACCGGCCCCAGCCGGCCGGGGCCUGCCGCCCACCAUCCCCUUCACCGACCUCACCCUGGGCCAGAGGCUGGGCUGCGGCGCCAGCGGCGAGGUCUUCCGCGCGACGUGGGGGGCGCGCGAGGUGGCGCUCAAGCUGUUCGUGGGGGAGGUGUCCCCCGACGGCCGCGCCGCGGACGAGGAGAGCGUGGCCUGCGCCCUGGCAGACCCCUGCCUGGUCAGGGUGCUGGCCAGGACCGCCGAGCCCUGGGGACUGGUGCUGGAGCUGGUGGAGGGCCAGCCCCUGGCAGCCAAGCCCGACCACAAGAGCCUGCUGCGCUGCACCUGGGCGCCGGGCACACGGUACACUUUGGCUGUACUGCUGCGCAUCGCCCACUCUGUGGCAGUUGCCCUCGCAUACCUCCACGCCAGGGGUAUUGCACACGGCGACGUGUAUGCCCACAACGUUCUGGCGGGGCCGUGCGGCAAGGCCGUCCUCUGCGACUACGGAGCGUCGUUCCGGUACGAUCGCCGCCAAGACUCGCACUACGAGCUGCAGGAGGUCCGGGCGUACGCCCUGAUGCUCAGUGGGUUGAUGCAGCACCUCGACAUUGGCUUUUCAGACAUGGAGGUGGCGCUGAGCACGCAGAAGGCCCUCCUCGCCCUCGUGCAGGCCUGCCGGACCCCCGACCCCGCCAAACGGCCACGCUUUGCGGCCAUAGCGGCCCGCAUCCGAUCCUUCCAGCUGUCCAGCAAGCAUGCGGGAGCCACCUCAAGGGAGCAGGCGGCGGAGACCCUGCGAUCCUCGCGCGUCGUGCUCAGCGCACGCAGCGAGGAAAGCACAUGA
Messenger RNA from Auxenochlorella protothecoides, 1593 nucleotides. RefSeq names its product Leucine-rich repeat-containing protein 1. The transcript is spliced from 4 exons. Gene Ontology annotation, molecular function: protein binding; ATP binding; protein kinase activity. The record is from RefSeq and is a predicted model, not a curated record. The coding region runs from base 1 to 1593 and encodes 530 amino acids. Gene Ontology annotation, biological process: protein phosphorylation. NCBI's taxonomy places the organism in Eukaryota, Viridiplantae, Chlorophyta, Trebouxiophyceae, Chlorellales, Chlorellaceae.